CCCACCGGAAGCAGUCCAGUAGGGUAAACCCCGAGAGCUUCUGGAGGUGACAGGAAGCUUCACACGUAAUAAAAAGAUGUCUAAAAACACUAAAAUAGUUCUGGUGUUUGGAGGCUUUGUGACGGCGGUGGCCGCCGCCUUGUAUCCCAUAUUUGUUUAUCCUCUGACACAUAAGGAGGAAUACAGAGAAGUCCAGAAGGUGAACCGGGCAGGAAUCAACCAGGCCGAUAUUCAACCUGCAGGUGUGAAGAUCUGGUCGGAUCCGUUCAAGCCUGUAGAGAAAUGAAGACGGAGGAUCCCGGAGACGUCCUGUUCACUGAACGCGUUUUCGGAGUGCUUGGUGUGUGCCUGAGUCAAAUACUUUCCUAUUGUUUUGACUGCUUUGGAUGCGUUUCUACUUAUAUCAAGUCAACCAUGAAAAAUGUAAUAAGUGAUUGUGUUUUUUUUUUGUUGACCACAAGGGGGCGGACUAUCCCCUCCUGUUCUGAAAGGAACUGAACCAGGGAAAGCUUAACUUUAAGGGAGAGUGUUGGGGUGGGAGAAUCUUUGUAUUUCUAAAAGUCUCACUCUGGAAUUCAGUAUGUAAGUAAUUAUAAUAAAAUGUAAAAGUUU
Molecule: messenger RNA, 612 nt
Organism: Poeciliopsis prolifica (blackstripe livebearer)
Lineage: Eukaryota; Metazoa; Chordata; Actinopteri; Cyprinodontiformes; Poeciliidae
Gene: smim20
Product: small integral membrane protein 20
Exons: 3
Coding region: 77-286 (69 amino acids)
Biological process (GO): mitochondrial respiratory chain complex IV assembly
Cellular component (GO): mitochondrial inner membrane
Source: RefSeq, a predicted model, not a curated record